Molecule: messenger RNA, 1202 nt
Organism: Electrophorus electricus (electric eel)
Lineage: Eukaryota; Metazoa; Chordata; Actinopteri; Gymnotiformes; Gymnotidae
Molecular function (GO): metal ion binding; hydrolase activity; nucleic acid binding
Source: RefSeq, a predicted model, not a curated record
CCAUUCCGAAGGCAAACAUCAGAAUUCCUCUACAAGAGGAAUUUGUUCACGAGAAAAUGGAGUAUGAGAGGGUCACAGUGCCUUCUCACGUUUGGACAGCUCUUUGUUAUAAACACCACACUAAUGACAUGAAGUCAUUUUCCCUUGGCUACAUGGGGCAAAACCAGUUAGACAGUGACAUCAAUGUGAUGCCUGUUUCAAAAAUGAAUUCUGUUCUGGAAAAACAAUAUGGUACUUCAGUUAAGAUUUUUGAUGAUCACUGUUUCUCAGAGAAUAUGAAAUCUCAAGAGUUUGCCAGCAGCCUUUAUAACCAAGUACAACCGCCAGGGAGCCUAAGGCACGGGAUACCCCCAAAUAUACUGUAUAUAAUUGAAACAGCCCUGAAAUACACAGGUAAAUUAUUUCCACAGAACAGUGCUGCCGGAAACAACUCCAGUGUUGCCGAUGUGACUAUAACAAAAUACUUUGACAGUGCAGUCACUUUUUUUAAAAUGUUGGAGGAAAUGAAAUACAAGGAUAAAACCACAUGUCUUCUGACCAGAGUUAUUAAACCAAAUGAUAAGCUCGGAAAGGGAAACUUGCUUCAUGUAUCCAAACAUAUUGAAUGUCGCCUAGCGCAAGAACAAUCUGAUGUUACAGUGGGACGCCCCAAUGCAGCAGAUGGGAGCCCCUGUAAAGAUGAGCCAGUCUUAGGCCACCGAUGUGUAUGUGCCACAGAAAGUGGUUACAAAGGCUGCUGUACCUCCCCCUGUCUGUAUCAGGAAAAGCUGAAGGGCUACCGGUGUUACUCCGGAGAUACUCAGAUAGAGUGCUCACCCCAAUACUCAGCCAUCACAGUAAAAGGACAGAACUGUUUGAUCAACCACCCCUGUGCCACAUACGGCAAAGACCAUUACUGGUGUUACACAGACUCAGAUAACUGGGACUACUGCAGCCCCCCUCUGUGGCAAAGCAUCACCAUAAAUGGGAAAUCCUGCCGUUUUAACCAUGCCUGUGGCACAUAUGAUAGAAGUUACCACUGGUGCCACGUUGAUAAUGACAGCAAUUGGAACUACUGCUGUACUCAUGAUGACUGCUUCUCAGCUAUAAAUGGUAAAAUCUGCAAGCCUGACCAUUCCUGUGGCUACCACAAUAAGGGGUACCUGUGGUGCUACACCACUGAUGGCAAAUGGGAAUAUUGUUGCAAGCAAUGUACGGAGUAG